AUGGCGACUCUGGCAGAUGAACUGCUUAAUGACUUUGAGGAUUCCGGCGACGAAAACAACGAUCAGGCAAAUGGCUUUCAGGAUGGAAACGAAGCGAACCAUACAAACGGCCUGGAAUUCGCGACGGAUCACCCAGAGCGAGGUGGGGAUGAGGAAGAGCUAGAAGAUGCUGAAGAAGAGGUCGCCAUUCGGGAGGCAGCCACCACAGCUGCUGAGGAUGUCGACGAAGAUGAAGAAGAUACCAAGGCCAAGGUUGAAAAGAUGCGACUGGGAGGCGUCCGCGACGUCAGAAGCGUAGCCGGUCUAAUGAAGACUCUAGAACCCGUGCUCGAGAAAAUAGCACACUAUCAGAAUAUCCCGCCUGAUCAGCGGACGACGACGGUUGGCUCCGUCGAAGAUAACCCCGAAUAUGCCCUCUUGACUCAGGCAAACUCCCUGUCCACGCAGAUCGACAGCGAAAUCAUUCUAGUCCACAAGUUCAUUCGCGAUCAUUACUCUGCACGUUUCCCGGAAUUAGAGACCCUCGUGGCCAAUCCGAUAGAUUAUGCCAAAACAGUCGCGAUCGUCAGAAAUGGCCCGGUGGGAAACAUCAAAAGUUUAGCCGACUCUAGUGACAACAUUGUCGGGGCUCCUCUGCGAUCUAUUUUGGAUGGGCCGACGUUGAUGGUCGUUACGGUGGAAGGAACAACGACGAAAGGUCAAGACCUGAGCGAACAAGAACUUGAAACAACCCUCCGGGCAUGUGAAAUGGUGCUGCGGCUGGACAAAGCCAAGAAGACCUUGACCGAAUAUGUGCAGUCGAGAAUGAACGUCUUCGCUCCGAACCUCACUGUGCUUAUUGGUUCACUGACCGCCGCCCAAUUGCUCAACUUUGCUGGCGGGCUCAAGAACCUCGCAAAGACACCCGAUCGGAAUGUCCCCGCAAUGGGUUCAAAGAGGCAGAGGCAGAGUGGCUUAGCCACUAACGUGGGAGUUCGACAGCAAGGGUACCUCUACCAUUCCCCUCUUAUACAAGAAGUCCCAAACGACCUGAAAGUGCAGGCAAUGCGCAUCGUUUCUGGGAAGCUGAUCCUUGCUGCUCGAGUCGACAGCGUGCAUCAAGCUCGCGACGGCUCAACUGGAGAACACCUCCUCAACGAAUGCCUGCGGCGGCUCGACAAGUUAAUGGAACCUCCCCCGAACAGAGGCGUCAGGGCUCUGCCCGCACCUGAUGACAAACCCAGCAGAAAACGCGGAGGACGAAGAGCCCGUAAGAUGAAGGAGGCAUACGCCAUGACCGAACUCAGAAAGCAACAGAACCGUAUGGCGUUUGGUAAGGAAGAAAGGGAAGUCGGCUACGGAACGGGAGAGGAAACAGUGGGACUGGGGAUGAUCGGGGCUCAAAACGAGGGCAGAAUACGAGCCACACAGGUCGAUCGUCGAACCAUGGCGAAGUUGAGCAAGAAGAAUCCCGGCUGGGGUGGUUCUGGUACGGCAACAAGUUUGAACAACGGCGCAACUACAUCUCUUCGAGGAUUUGGAGCUGUUGGAGGAAACGCCACUGCGCUGCGGACUGAAGGUCUUCGUACCAGUGGCGUUGGGGCCGGCACUGCAAGUUCGAUCGCAUUCACACCCGUCCAAGGUCUUGAGCUGGUCGAUCCAAAGGUGCAGGCCGAGCUGAAGCGGAAGCGAGAAGCCGAAAGUGCCGGCUACUUUUCAAGCGGCACGUUUACUCAAGUCAAUUCCACCGCGACAAACGGAGGAUUCAAGGUGCCUGGAUUGCCUUCGGCGAAGAAGACCAAUAUGGGCCCUCCCCCAGCGCCUGUUAAGUGA
Molecule: messenger RNA, 1812 nt
Organism: Fonsecaea erecta
Lineage: Eukaryota; Fungi; Ascomycota; Eurotiomycetes; Chaetothyriales; Herpotrichiellaceae
Exons: 2
Coding region: 1-1812 (603 amino acids)
Biological process (GO): spliceosomal tri-snRNP complex assembly; mRNA splicing, via spliceosome
Cellular component (GO): U4 snRNP; U4/U6 x U5 tri-snRNP complex; precatalytic spliceosome
Source: RefSeq, a predicted model, not a curated record